Rotaria sp. Silwood2 is the source of this 1563-nucleotide messenger RNA. NCBI's taxonomy places the organism in Eukaryota, Metazoa, Rotifera, Eurotatoria, Philodinida, Philodinidae. The record is from the annotation of a GenBank genome assembly.
AUGUUGAGUGGGGAACGAAAGUCACCACAGUCACAAACUGAGUCAGUUCUAUCUGGCUCUAUACGUUCAGGACCGGUCAAUGAGAUAAAUGCACCGUUAUCUCAUCAUUCAUCGGUUUCUGAAGACGAUCAUCAUGAUCACUUCGUACUAGCACAACCAAAGCAACAAAUACCAGCAAUCCCUAUUCCAUCGGCUUUUACUCAUAUGUCAAACUCACGUUCAACAUCAAAAAGUAGUACUCCUGAUGCAGUAAUCUCAAUAUCAACUAAAAAUACUACAAAUGUACCAAAAAAAACUAAUAUCACAUCUGUUAAACAACCUACUGUACAUCGUAUAACUCGCGAUGAAAAGAAAAAAGUUUCACAAAUCACUCAUAAUCAAAUCAAAACACAAUCCAAAUCAAAACAUUCAACACCAGGAUUAACCUAUGUUCGAGUUAGUGCUCGUGAUAUAGAAAAUGAAGAACCAAGAUCAACAUCUGCUAUACAUGUUCGUGGCGGAAGAAAACAUCGAAGUAUUUUUGAAAAAGUUGAUUUACAUAGUGGACGUACUACUUAUUUGGGUUGUGGUUCAUUUUCACAAUUGGAAGAUUGCAUAAGUGAUUGUUUAAAACGUGAUCGACGUCAUAAAAAUGUUGAAGUUUAUGCUACAAAACGUGAUGAUCCAUUAAGAUGCUUAACACGUGCUUCUAUACUUGACGAUUAUUGUUAUGAUGGAAUUAUAUUACCAAAAUGUCAUAAAAUUCGUUCGAGAAGUUGUGAUCGUUAUGAUUGCGAUUGUUGUGUAAUUCGUUCGAAUAGUUGUGAUCGUGUAUGUUGCGAUUAUCGUGUAGUUCGUUCAAGUGCUUGUGAUCCUUAUGAUUGCGAUUAUUAUAGAAAAUGUGCAGGUGAACUUUCACUUCCUGAAAUUCGUGAAGUUAAUGAUGCUCUUGACAAAUGUGGUAUACCUAUUUUUUCACAUCAUCGUCAUUAUCCUGAUCAUCAUCAACGUCCUGUUCGUGAUGUUGUUUCGGCAUGUGAACUUCUACUUUCAGAUCCAACAUUUGCAGCAUAUAGACAUGGAAGUCCAGCUGUAUCACAUGCUUGGGAUGCCAUGCGUCAUUAUCAACCGCAUCCAGACGCUCCUGGCUAUGGAUCUUCAGCUGUACGUGCUGUUUCAUCACGUCUUUUUCAUCCCGAUCAACAACCAUACAGUCCAGUUCAAAAUGUUUCAUCACAGAUAUUUCAUCCUCCUCCUCCUCAACCACCCCCAUACAAUCCAGCUCCAGGUGGUCCACCGAAUAUUUUUAAUCCUCCUCAACAGCCUCCAUACAAUCCAGGUCAAUUUGGUCCACCGAAUACUUUUAAUCCUCCUCAACAACCUCCAGGUGGUUCUGGUCCAAGUGUUUUAUCACGUCUAUUUGGUGGUGGAGGUGGACAACAACCACCACCAUCAAUGCCACCACCAUCAAUGCCACCACCAAUGCCGCCAAUGCCACCCCCACAGCAACAAGCACCUCCAUCCGGUGCGGGUCAAAGUGUUUUAUCGCGUCUAUUUGGUGGUGGUGGUGGGCAACCACAAUAG